GGAAUGUUUGGGUAAAUUUCUAAAAAUAGGAUCUUUUGGGUUAAAUUUCUGGAGAUUUAUUUCCCACGCCGCCGCCGCCGCCGAGAGCAAAUCCAACAAAAUUCGCGCGCGUCUCGCGUCCAUCAUCGCCCUACCAUCCAAAUCCAAAAGCCCGCCCUUUCGCCCUACAAAAGAGGCAAGCUUGCAUCAUUCCUCCGUCGCUCUCUCUCUCCCAGAACGAUCCGGCGAGAAGAGAAAUCUUACGCUUCUCCCUUGUUUGGUGGCCGAGCGAUCUAGGGUUCGCUGGAUCGAGUCUAGGUUUUGCUUGGUCUACAAUUUGUGUGAUGGGAAGAUAAUGAUUUGGGAACUUCCAUUUGGCGAUUUCUGCAAGGGAGUGGAGAAUGGGUGAAGGAGGCGGAUAUCAAGAAGAUGGUGAUGCCAGAAGAUGUGCUUUGGGUGAUGUAACUAAUCUUGGGAAAAGAGGGCUUAUUUUGGAUUCAAAAAAGAUUUUUUCAGGAGAAGGGAUUGACGAAAACAGUCAAGCCAAUGUCGAUGAUAGUUUUGUAGAGGAAAGAGCUUUUAAGAAAUGGAAAACAGACAUUGAUGGCAAAACUGAAGCUUUGGUUGACAUAAAAGGGAAGGGCCUUUUCUCUUCCGAGGCUAAAGAGGCAGGCUGGCCUAUGACUCCAAACAUCAUAGGCAAUUUUGUCCAGAGAAAUAUUGAAUCUGAUUUGGUUUCCCUGCAAAAGAGUUCUGAUUCAUUAGCAAAUGAGACUGUUGGCAAGUUAGGAUCAGGCUUUAUAUCCACUGAGCCAGUGCUUGUGCAAUGUGAUAAAUUAUUCGUAACUGAUUCAGAAGAAGAUUUUUCGGAUGGUCAUGAAACUGAUAGUGCUGGUUCUACUAGAUACUCUUUCCAAUCAAAGGAAGUUGAAAACUGUUCGACUGCACUAAAAUCUCCUGGCUUAGACUUUACAACUUUGAAGGAAGGAAAUGUUCAUGGUUGCGAAGGUCCCUGGAAGUUCCAAAAAACAUCUGGCUCAUCGAAAGGCAGUAUGGAUUCUGGUGUAAAUGAAUCCAGUAGCGUCCCAAGUUGUGGCAAAGUUGGAAUGCUGGAAGAAUCUUGUAAAUGUCCUUUUUGUCUCAAAGCGGCUUACAUAUGGGCAGACCUAAAUUAUCAGGACACUAGAGCCAGACUUGCCGAAUUGAAGAAAAGCAGAAGACUUGCGAAGUCUUUAGAAGCACGAAGUUGCAGCAACAAAAGUAGUACCAAAGCUGCUCGAAGGAUCUCAGAUACAUCUGCUUCAUUGGAGUCUGAAUUAACUCAACAGUGGCGAUCACUUUUCCUUUGCACAGAGAAUAUUGUUGCCCGUGAAGCUUUUGAGCUUCAUGACAAAUUUCUCAGGCUGAAAGAGUUGAAGGAGAACUGCAAGAGAGACUUGGAGAAAAAUAGUUUGGUUCCUUCAUAGAAAUGAUGUUAUCCUAAGUCACUUCCCAGUUAUUUGAUUCAGUCAUUAGGUAGUUUCGCAAGGAAGAUCCAAUAUGGAGCGUCAAUUUGUUACUGAAAAUUCUGAGAGACCAUUUAAAUAAUUAAGAUUAUUGCUUAUUAAA
Messenger RNA from Zingiber officinale, 1587 nucleotides. RefSeq lists its product as uncharacterized. NCBI's taxonomy places the organism in Eukaryota, Viridiplantae, Streptophyta, Magnoliopsida, Zingiberales, Zingiberaceae. The record is from RefSeq and is a predicted model, not a curated record. Bases 381 to 1445 code for a protein of 354 amino acids. The transcript has 6 exons.